AUGGCACCAGACCCCCGUGUUAGUGACCAGGAACUAGCUGCUAUUAAUGCCGCAGCCGUUACUCGAAAGUACAGGGCCGAUCCCAGAAUAGACUAUCGAACUGUGUCUGCUAUCAACGGGCCUCUCGUUGUGCUGGACAAUGUCAAGUUCCCUUCCUACAAUGAAAUCGUCCAAUUAACGCUUCCCGAUGGCACCAAGCGUGGCGGACAAGUUCUGGAAGUAUCCGGGAAGAAGGCAAUUGUUCAGGUGUUUGAGGGAACUUCAGGGGUUGACGUGAAGGCCACACAUGUCGAGUUCACGGGUAGCAGCAUGAAGCUUCCAGUGUCGGAAGAUAUGUUAGGGAGGAUAUUCAAUGGUUCCGGCGUCCCAAUGGACAAGGGGCCCAAGGUGUUCGCUGAAGACUAUCUCGAUAUCAAUGGAUCACCCAUAAAUCCUUAUUCACGCAUCUAUCCCGAGGAGAUGAUUCAAACUGGUAUUUCCACGAUCGAUACCAUGAACUCCAUUGCUCGCGGCCAAAAAAUCCCCAUUUUCUCCGCUGCUGGUCUGCCGCAUAAUGAGAUUGCAGCACAAAUUUGCCGCCAGGCAGGUCUAGUGAAACGCCCCACGAAAGACGUUCAUGAUGGACACGAGGAUAACUUCUCGAUCGUCUUCGCUGCUAUGGGUGUGAACAUGGAAACAGCUCGAUUCUUCAAAUCGGACUUCGAAGAGAACGGAAGUUUGGAUCGUGUUACGCUAUUCUUGAACCAUGCUAAUGAUCCAACUAUCGAGCGUAUCAUCACCCCACGUCUAGCGCUAACAACCGCCGAAUACUACGCCUACCAACUAGAGAAACAUGUCUUGGUUAUUCUUACAGAUAUGAGUUCGUAUGCCGACGCCUUGCGUGAAGUAUCCGCUGCUCGGGAAGAAGUCCCUGGACGACGUGGUUAUCCAGGAUACAUGUACACUGAUCUCUCAACAAUCUAUGAGCGAGCUGGGCGUGUGGAGGGUCGAAAUGGCUCUAUUACGCAGAUCCCAAUUCUUACUAUGCCUAACGACGAUAUCACCCACCCAAUCCCAGAUCUGACAGGUUACAUCACAGAAGGCCAAAUUAUUGUGGACCGAAAUCUUCACAAUCGACAGAUUUACCCUCCUAUCAACGUCCUACCAUCACUCUCUCGUUUAAUGAAGAGCGCCAUUGGCGAAGAGUUGACAAGGAAGGAUCACGGCGAUGUCAGCAACCAAAUGUAUGCCAAGUACGCGAUUGGGCGGGAUGCAGCUGCCAUGAAGGCCGUUGUCGGUGAGGAAGCUCUCUCGGCGGAAGAUAAACUUGCAUUAGAGUUCCUGGACCGAUUUGAGCAUGAAUUUGUUUCACAAGGUGCCUACGAGUCACGUACUAUCUUUGAGUCUCUAGAUAUGGCCUGGUCUUUACUUCGGGUCUUCCCGAAGGAGCUGCUCAACCGAAUAAGCCCAAAGGUUAUUGAAGAGUUCUACCAUCGCAAACCAACGAAAUCCAAAGCUGACGGAGGUGAGGCAAAGAAGGAAGAUAAGUUGAUCGAUGACAGCGCCUGA
Cantharellus anzutake is the source of this 1548-nucleotide messenger RNA. Its product is annotated as P-loop containing nucleoside triphosphate hydrolase protein. Gene Ontology annotation, cellular component: proton-transporting V-type ATPase, V1 domain. Lineage: Eukaryota; Fungi; Basidiomycota; Agaricomycetes; Cantharellales; Hydnaceae. Gene Ontology annotation, molecular function: proton-transporting ATPase activity, rotational mechanism; ATP binding. The coding region runs from base 1 to 1548 and encodes 515 amino acids. The record is from RefSeq and is a predicted model, not a curated record. Gene Ontology annotation, biological process: ATP metabolic process; proton transmembrane transport. The transcript is spliced from 11 exons.